This is a messenger RNA of Microthlaspi erraticum, 630 nucleotides long. The record is from the annotation of a GenBank genome assembly. NCBI's taxonomy places the organism in Eukaryota, Viridiplantae, Streptophyta, Magnoliopsida, Brassicales, Brassicaceae.
AUGCCGAUCCUAACUCCGGUCAUAAAACUCGUGGUUUUUAGGCAAAGUCUUCGACCACAUUCCGCUAUUGCCUUCCUCGUCGAGUUCAUCUGCUUCGUCCUAGAGCUACUCGACAAGGAGAAAGAUCUAGCCAAAAUAUUCGGUAUCAUAUGUGCUUGCGACACAUUAAUCUUCACACUGCUCGAUCUAAUCCAAAAUCUGAUUGAACAAGAAGUGAGAAUUCGUAGAUGCGGUCAAGUGUUUUGGCUUUACAAGAACGAUGGACGUCUCUACUGGCACACGUUAAACGCGUAUCUACUGAUGUUGUGCGUCGUCCAUGUCACUGGUUCUGCGGUUUCUUAUUUUUCUCGUAGACAUUAUUUGGUUUUGCUUCCUCUUUUUGCAGCUUCUCUUGAACUUGUCCCACAAGAAGCUUAUCGAGGAGUUCUUGGAACUGAUCAAGCUCUUGUUGGGCCGGAUCGAGAGGAUUGUAUUGGGCCUGUUAAUGGCCCAUUGAAUUGUAUUGAGGUGGACCAAGGCGAUGGAGUUGGUAUGGAGGAGCUGGUUCAAGAAGUUGGUGAUCAUGUUGAGCCGGAUCAAGAAGUUGGUAUAGAGCUGGUUCAAGAAGAUGGUGAUCAUAUUGGCCCAUAA